Messenger RNA from Paraglomus brasilianum, 426 nucleotides. The record is from the annotation of a GenBank genome assembly. Lineage: Eukaryota; Fungi; Glomeromycota; Glomeromycetes; Paraglomerales; Paraglomeraceae.
AUGUACAAGCAAAUCGUCAUCGCUCUUCUUCUUUUGGUAUCCUUCUUCUCGGUCAAUGCUAUGCCGGCAACAAACGCCCUCGCUGAACGAAAUAAUGAAAAUACACCUGACAAAAUCAUAGCAAAAGCUGAGUUUAGAACUGCGAAAACCGGAUUUGAGGCCACUUUCACUUUUGUACAAUUGCCGUCAGAUGGGGAUAAUGACAGUGACGACCACCGGGUGUUUGUGACUUCCCUUAUCGUUCUUAGCCAAAGUCUCCGUGUUGAGGUUUUAUUCGACCUCACUCCAUUCGUAAAACCUGGAACAGAGUGGUGUACGGUGCUGAAAAAGGCUGAUGUUAAGAAGUUAGCUGGUAAUUGCGUCUUUAUAGCUAACAGUGGAAAGAGAGCCCCCCCAGCGCAGUCACUCAUAAAUCUAGCUCCUUGA